AGGACAUGGACAAGCUGGGAAACAUCAUCAAGGACAUUCCCGCCCUCAAGAUGAUCUGCGUUGACGUGGCCAACGGUUACUCUGAGGCGUUCGUGGCAUGCAUCCGCGAGUGCAGGAAACGCUGGCCGGAGAUCACCAUCAUGGCCGGCAACGUCGUCACGAAAGAGAUGACGGAGGAGCUCCUCUUCAGCGGCGCCGACAUCAUCAAGGUCGGCAUCGGCCCUGGCAGCGUGUGCACCACGAGGAAGCAGACAGGCGUGGGCUACCCGCAGCUCUCCGCGGUGCUCGAGUGCGCCGACGCUGCGCACGGCCUCGGCGGCCGCAUCGUCUCGGACGGCGGGUGCCUGCGGCCCCGCCGCGGGCGCGCGCGGCCCAGCGCCGCCGCCGCCGCCGAGCGCCGCGCCGCCGCAUGA
This is a messenger RNA of Prorocentrum cordatum, 413 nucleotides long. The record is from the annotation of a GenBank genome assembly. Lineage: Eukaryota; Dinophyceae; Prorocentrales; Prorocentraceae.